CAGCUAGCUAAAAUCGAGGCAUGCAUGUCUUUCUUCGUUGCUAUUACUUCCAUUUCUAUUGAUUUUUUGGUGAAGAUUGUCUCUAAUUUUAACCUAGUUCAGUAGAUUGGUUUUAUUUAAGCUUAUAACAUAUAAUGUUGGACAAGGCAUGGGUGCAUCUAUGCAGAGCUGAUCCUGGUUAUGAGAGAGGUGCUCGGAGAUUUGUCAUUGAUGUGGCUGCGGCUUUAGGAGAUAUAGAUAAGAUAAUAUGUCCAUGCAAAGACUGUCGUAAUGUAUACCGCCAGUCAAGUAGUGAUGUGGUGGUUCAUCUUGUAACAAGAGGGAUGGAUGAGGCUUACAAGCUGCAAAGUGAUUGGUACCAUCAUGGAGACUCAGUUGCUGAUGGAGAAUGUGAAAGGGAAGUAAAUCAUUGGAAUGAGGAAAUUCUUGAGUUAUACAGAGCUGCUGAAUACCAUGACCAAGAGUUGGCUAGUAAUGGUGAGCUAGGUGACAAUCCAGUGGCUGACUUAAGUGAGAUUGCAGAGGUUGAGGACAAGAGAGAAGAUGAGAUUAAGACCAAGAAUGGAUGGUCUGACAAGAGCUUUGAUGAGCUUCUUGAGCUUGUUGGAAGUGAUGCUCCAACAACCACAACAAAUCCAGAAGAAGAUCACCUCUGUCAACUUUUAGGACCCGACAAUCCUGGUAGGCUGCGGGCAAUGGGUAGAGGCAUGAGUAAGACCAAAUUAGCUUGUUUCCAAGUGAAGACCAAGGUUAUGACUGGCAUGGAAGAGAAGCAGGUUCAGUUACUGAAGAAGGUGAAUGAAUUGGAGGAGGAACUUAGCAAAAUGAAGAAGCAGAGACAAGAACCAGAAAUAGGUGAAAACUCAGCUGCCAGAAGUGUAAACAAAAGAUCACACCCUAAGUGUGUAUUGGUUGAUUGGUCUGGUAGUGAUGAAAACAUUGGUGAGGGGCGUAUUCUAUCUUCUGAUCCUGAUGACUUAGUGAAUGACUGUCGUCUAGGCCCUACAGAUCUUAAAGUGUUGGUUGAAACUGCUACUAAAGCAGAUGCAUUCCUCUGGAGACCAGCAACUAAGAUGUUUACUAUUCAGGAAGCUGUUGGACAGAUUAUUGCAUGGCCAGCCUCUAAGUGUGUUCUUUUGGACAAAGAGCUCCAAAUAGAAGACAUUGCGCCUUUGGGCCUAAGAGCAAACUCUAUGAAUAAAUGUAAACUGCUGGAUUUGUCUAAUGAUGAUGUGAUUGUUGCUGAGGGUCGUUGGCAGACACAAGAAGAAACUGCAUUGGUUAAUGGACUACCUCUUGGACCAAAGGCAGUAAAAGUAUUUGUGGAUUCAGUGCUUCAACCAGAAACAUUCAUAUGGAGGCCUACAAUUGAUAUGGCAUACCUUGAGGACUGUUUGAUGGCUUUUGUUUCAUGGCCUGUCAAUAAAGUUAGCUUUGAGACUCAGUCUCCUAGACAGCAUUCUGCAUCAACUGAUAUACCUUCAGGAUCUAAAUCUGCAGUUGGGACAAAAUCUGCGGAGACAAGUGAUAAACCAGCGUCUAAUGCCUCUAAAUCUUCAGGGUCAGGUUCUGAAUCUCCUAUUGAGACUGAAACACGCCCAAGCUCUCCAGUAAGGAAAACUAUACCAGAUUCACAGUCUCCUAUCCGGAAAUCACAGCGUAUCAUGCAAAAUGGUUCAAAGGAGAAUAAGAGAUGCAAGUUGAUGGACAUUACCGGAAAGUGUCGAGUAGUUGCUGAAGGACGAUGGGCAACAAAUGAUCCAAACCAGAAGGUUCACUUUGUUCCUUUGGGUUCUAAUGCUGUUAAAGUGUGGGUAGAUAUUGUCAAAGUUAGCGAUGCAGAAGUUUGGAGGAAAUCAGAUGAAAUAGAGAUUAUGGAAGAUGCCCUUGGGACAGUUAUUGCAUGGCCUGAGGACAAAGUGAUCAUGGCCUGAGGUUUGGUUUGUGAAACUUCUUUGGAAAACUUGUUUUCAGACUUUUAGUUGGUUGGUUUUGGAUCUUAAGGAGAGAAUUGACAGGAUCUUUGGAAAACUUGUUAGCUUGUUAUGUGAAACAUGUCUUGUGAAUUGUAUCUUGGAUUUGAAGUUAUUAAUGAUGUAUUUGGGGAUUUUAAAACAGGUGUGUCAUAAAAAAAAAGAAAUCAGUGACAUGAAA
This is a messenger RNA of Arabidopsis arenosa, 2154 nucleotides long. Lineage: Eukaryota; Viridiplantae; Streptophyta; Magnoliopsida; Brassicales; Brassicaceae. The record is from the annotation of a GenBank genome assembly.